UCCCGGCAGCCGUGCACCGCACACGGCCGGGAGGCCUCUGCCGGCUGUGCACAGCCGGACCCGCUCCCUCCCAGUUUACUUUCGCUUCUCUAACUUGCCAGUGACCUCUGCUCAUCCAAGAAGGACAGCACGCCGGCUGCCCCGCGGUACGUGUACCGGGCACAGCACAAACCUGUGAAACCUAUGGAUGAUGCUCUACAAGAGACAUCAGUCGUAUUGUCAUCGGCUGCAGCACGACAUGUAUUUUCUUACCAGCAAUAGCCGACUGAAUGAGCAAGUGGUUGAUAAAAUUAUUCUUCAGCUUAACAGAGUCUACCCUCAAAUUCUUACCAAUGCGGAAGCAGAAAAGUUCAGGAAUCCAAAGGCAUCACUCCAUACCAGACUUUCAGAUCUGAUAAAGCACCUUCAAAAGAAAGGAGACAGACACUGUCAAGAGUUUUACAGGGCUCUACAGAUCAAUGCUGAACAGCUGUAUAAUGACCUGCCAAGCAGGAAAAUCUUGAAAACCACAGAUUCCACAGAGAUAGACACUGACAAGGAGAAAUAUAUGCUAAAUGACAGGGGUCCAGUGUUUUUCCUCGCUUGUUUUAGCGUUGCUGCAGGAUUUGCAUUAUUUUGGUAUUGCUGUAACUCAGAUACGAAAGUCAUAGGAAGAGCCAGGAGAAUCUUGGGCUUUUCUCCUAUUAUCAUAGGAAGACACAUUAGAAAUAUCUGUAUGUUGUAUUUGGAAGACGUAUCAAGAAAUUAAGGAAGAGCCGCCUCUUCGCUUGUCUGUACAGUAUACCUGCCGAGGGAAGACAACGGUGCAUGAAUAUUAGUGUACUAUACUCUCAUACCAAAGAUUUUAUUAACUAGCUUCAUCAAUAAUUGUGUUGCCUCAAGAUGUAUUCAGAAUCUCAGCUAUAUAUGUCCUUCCUUAUGGGAACGGACCAUUUAUUUUUGUAAAUGCUUAUUUUAAAAUAUUUAUCAUUUGGAUAAAAAAUAUUUUUAAUACAAACUUUAGAACGCUAUCCUAAGUGAUCAUGGGUCUUAAGCCAUGUUUGCAUAUGUGUUUUAUACUGGAAUGAAGGAUCACAACUAUUUAAAGAAUGCUAGCCCGUCUUUUGUGAUAAUUUAAGAAAAGCACUUAAAAAACCACAUGCACUCAAAGCCUUACUAAGAAACGGAUCUCCAUCUCAGGAUUCUCUGUUUUGUCUAGAUCCUUUGUACUUACUGCCUGAGCUCAGGUGGGCGCUGGCACCUACGAAGUUUAUCAGGGCCAGUUACCUUUGUGUACGCCUCGUACUUGCCGUAUUUUCUAACUCCCCUGUUCGUGCCUCAUCUCAGCCUGCCUUGUUCGUGGUCACACUCGGCUGUUGGCCGUGGUUUGGAUGCGCCGGAGCUGGUGCAGACUGGUUCCCAGCCCGCAGAGGGUCCCAGGGACUGGAAUGUCUGAUCUGAAGCAUUUGAAACUACCAAGAAAACUUUUCAGAUUUAUUUCACUUUUCCUUUUCCAGUGAAGUGUUUUGCAGUCUGUAUGUCUAGGAAACUGAAGUAACCCAAGAUAUUUUGCAGGGACUUAAGUGCCAUGAUGUGGGGCGCUUUUUAUGGCCAAUAAAUAUGUAUACUUACUUGAAGAG
Pygoscelis adeliae (Adelie penguin) is the source of this 1619-nucleotide messenger RNA. It is a transcript of the gene CARD19, whose product is annotated as chromosome unknown open reading frame, human C9orf89. Gene Ontology annotation, cellular component: mitochondrion. Bases 188 to 748 code for a protein of 186 amino acids. The record is from RefSeq and is a predicted model, not a curated record. Lineage: Eukaryota; Metazoa; Chordata; Aves; Sphenisciformes; Spheniscidae. Gene Ontology annotation, biological process: regulation of apoptotic process. The transcript is spliced from 6 exons.